Molecule: messenger RNA, 4744 nt
Organism: Colossoma macropomum (tambaqui)
Lineage: Eukaryota; Metazoa; Chordata; Actinopteri; Characiformes; Serrasalmidae
Gene: rap1gap2b
Product: RAP1 GTPase activating protein 2b
Exons: 23
Coding region: 516-2747 (743 amino acids)
Biological process (GO): activation of GTPase activity; regulation of small GTPase mediated signal transduction
Cellular component (GO): plasma membrane; cytoplasm
Molecular function (GO): GTPase activator activity
Source: RefSeq, a predicted model, not a curated record
UUAGCAUAUAAAGCAAGAAAGAGAGGUAAAACAGACAUGAAGCUGUGGAAAGAGAGAAUCUGAACAAAACGUGUUUACAGCAUGGACAGAGAGACAAUAUAACAGAGGUUAAGCAGUUAGUGCUAAGCUGUUAAAGGCAGGAUAAGGCAGAGAGAGAGAGAGAGAGAGAGAACGAGAGACGUGCAUAAAAUGUCAGUGAAAGGGAGGGGUGGGGGGGCACCGUGAGAAAUAGAGAUAAAGCGAGAGAGAGUGAGAGAAGGAGAGAGAGGUGUUCACGGUGAAGGAUGCUUCCACACACAGUCUCUGGGAGGUAGAGGAAUAGUGACGGUGCAGAUUUAGCAGCUAAAGCCUGUAAUGUGAUAGUAAUACUGUAAUCUAAUGGUAAAGCUGUAAUGUAAUGGUCACGCUAUAAUAUAAUGGUAGUGCUGUAAUGUAACAGUAAUACUGUAACGUAAUGUAAGCGGGCAGAUUGAGAUUAAGUCUAAGUCUAAGCCUGGGACUCAGGGGGCCAAGGGAUGUCUGAGUUGAGGUCCAGAGUGCGCUGUAGGAGAGCUGGCAUCCGGGCAGCCGCUGCGCUCAUUGGACUCCUCCACCGCUCCCGCAGACAGAGGGAGAGGGAGAGACUGCGAGCCAGGGACAGCCAGUGGAAGCAAGAGCUGCUGACUAUCAACAAUGUGCCUCUGGCAGACUGCCCACCUUCUCCCCCAAGAACCGCCCCACCCGCCAUGAAGACUGCACCGUUCUUUGACUCACUAGAAAAGAUGGAGCAGGUGUCAGAGGUGGAUGAGAUGAGGCCAGGCCCACAGAGAGUGAAGGAUGAUUAUAUUCCAUAUCCAAGUAUAGAAAAGGUACUGCAGCAAGGUGCGCCAUACCCUCAGGUGAUCCUUCCACAGUUUGGGGGUUACUGGAUAGAAGACCCCGAGGCUUCGGCCAUCACCCCAAACACAUGGGAAAACUGUUGCAGUUAUGAGGAGGAAGAAGAAGGAAUGAAUCCAGGUGGCGAGUUUGGAUACCGGCUGGAAAGUAACUACGCCAUACGAGCCUACCGCAAGCACUUUCUGGGCAGAGAACACCUCAACUUCUACUGCACAGCCAGUAACCAUGGCAACCUCAUACUGUCCCUCCGCCAAGAGGAGACAAAGGAUCAGGAGUAUCUGCACAUCAUACUGAGGACACCAUCAAAGACUAUUUAUGACAGGAUUUCUCUCGCAGGUCUGACCGAGCUCCCCAGUGUCCCUCAGUUAGCCAAGUUGCUUUGUGAAGAUAUUGUUGGCCUGAGAUUCAGUCCUGUGUUGUACCCAAGGGGUUCUCAGUUAAUAGUGAGCUAUGAUGAGCAUGAGGUUAACAAUACGUUCAAGUUUGGUGUCAUCUACCAGAAGUUUGGUCAGACUUCAGAAGAGGAGCUGUUUGGAAACAGUGAGGAAACGCCAGCCUUCACGGAGUUUCUCCAAAUGCUGGGAGACUGUGUAGAGCUGCAGAAUUUUAAAGGGUUCCGAGGUGGUCUGGAUGUCUGUCAUGGGCAGACAGGUUCUGAGUCUGUUUACACUGUUUUCAGAGGACAGGAGUUGAUGUUCCAUGUCUCUACUAAGCUGCCCUACACAGAAGGAGACACACAACAGCUUCAAAGGAAGAGACACAUAGGGAAUGACAUUGUGGCAGCAGUUUUCCAAGAGGAGGCCACACCGUUUGUUCCCGACAUGAUUGCCUCCAACUUCCUCCAUGCCUACAUCCUGGUCCAAGUGGAGAAUCCUUGUACAGACAACACCACCUACAAGGUGUCUGUCACAGCACGAGAUGAUGUGCCACAGUUUGGCCCCCCCCUCCCAAACCCACCAGUCUUCAAAAAGGGUCCAGAAUUUCGAGAGUUUCUGCUGACCAAGUUGAUCAAUGCUGAGCUGGCCUGCUACCGGUCAGACCGAUUUGCCAAGCUUGAGGAGAGAACGCGAACAGCGUUGCUGGAUAACCUUCAUAAUGAAUUGCACAAACAGACUCAGGCCAUGCUGGGUCAUGCAGUGAGCAGUGAGGAGGAGCGCAUGGAGAAUGGAGGACAUGGAGGAAUACUGGAGUCUAUCAAGCGGGCAAUGCGUGUGCGCAGUCACUCCAUGGACACGAUGGUGGGCUCUCAAAAACACAGCCGCUCCUCCGCAGGGGGAGGAGGAGUGCCCACCAGUCUAAGUGGAGCGGGCCUCACCCAUAGCAGUGCUGAGUGCAAUAAAAACUCGUCCCCCGUAUCAUCUACCACUAAAUCUCCUCUGAAGAGUCCAGUGAAAAGACGCUCUGGUCUUUUCCCCCGACUUCACACCAGCAUGGAUGGGCAGUCCGAUCGCUCAACACGAAGUGUGCUGUGUGAUCAGAGGAGUCUGGACAGCGGUCAUCUCUCGCAGGAGGUGAGGUCAGAGACAUCCUCAAACCCGAGCUCUCCAGAGAUCUGCCUGAGUAAAGACAGGCCAUCUCUGAAACUGAAGGAGUGCAGUGGAAGGCCAGUUAUUUCCCGCUCGUCCUCCAGCACCAGUAGCUUCAGCAGCGCUGCUGGAGACACAGACACACUAGAGGAAGGAGACCCUAACAAUCUCCAAGUUUCUCCAACGUUCUCACCUGUAUGUGGUCCCUCUCUGAGUGUGGACGGUCAGAAUGUAGGAACUCCUGUUAUUAUGUGCCGCAGUCCAACAGAAUUCAAGAAUAGGAAUUCCCCCAGAUCCAAUCUGAAGUUCCGCUUCGACAAGCUGAGCAACACGGCUGGGCAGUAAUGAAAGGACAGAGAAGAGAGACCAGGAGCACUGUGUGAAGUCACACCAGACACUGGCUGUGGAAUGGGACCAUAACACACUGAGGAGGCCACUGGACAUAAAAAUAUUUCUAAAGCUUGAGCUGUCUCUGAGGCAGCGUUUGUUGUUGGUUGCACACACUUUAUAUACACAAAUUAUACACCAUGCUUAAAAUUUUGAACGUUGCCCCACUACAGAUCCUGCUUAUGUGGAACAUUUUGCCUAUGCCUUUCUCUUACACAAAAAAGGCUUUUGAUAAGUUCCUACAAGGAUGAUGUUAGAGCUUUUGAUAGCAAUAGAUAUAUUUUGUUGACAGUGGACAGUGAUGGUCAUGCAAAUUAGGAUAAAAGCAAUAUAUGUUUUAUUCAAAAGCACAAAACAUUCCCCCCAUCUACUCAUUCAUCUGCAGCCAUUGUUCAGAUUGUGCACAUUUGUCACAUUUUAUGCUUGGGGCGGGCAAGCCAGCGAGAAACUGCCUCUGCCAAUUCAGGGGAAUGAGAUGAGAAAAUUAUGUGAUUUUUCCUUAUAUCUAUUUCUAUGCUUGGUAAAGGGCAUGCAGUCCGAAGAAACGAGAUGAAGUACAUUAUAGCACAUUAUUUAGUUUAAUGUAUGUCUUAGGCAGUAGAAAUAAGGCGUUAAGGCAUGUAAGCCUUAAUAUCAAGUACAUCAAACCAAACUCAGAUAUUCAGCCUUUCCGACUUUAGCUGGACUGUGACAUAACCCAAGAGAAAAACAUUUGAUUGUCAUAUUUUCCAUAGGACUGAUGGAUUGAGCCUGUCCUCAUUUCCAUUUGAUUUAUACAUUAUAUUUUAGUAAUAUUAGACAUGUGCACUAUUUUAAGGCAUAUGUCUUAACAGUCAGUGUUCCCUUUAAUGACCCAGUCAGUAUAUAUCAAAGAAUUCUUUUUUUUUAUUCAAGUUACAAGAGAUAUAGGUUUUAUUCACAGGAAAUGGAUAUUUUCUGAACACAUAAAACCAACGAAAUGUCCCAUUUUGGAGAAUUCAUGUCAGUUACUUUCCUCUAUCAACCCAUAAAACUACAGCAAUGUGGAAUUUAAUGCAAUUAGUUGACCUUUUCCAGUGUUUACACAGUGGCUCCAAAGAGAUUAACUUCACUGAGUGUACUCAUUGAAAUGGUACUGCAUCCAGAUGUUCUUGUGGAAGACCAAUGAAGUUGAGACUACUAUAGGCAACAAGAUGUCCACACCUGGUAUUUAUUCUAGUUUUACAAAGGCUGUCUUUGAGCACAGUAAUUGUUUAUAUCUAGACAAAUGCAGACAUGGCACAACAAAGCACUGAAUCAUAGCUUUCUGAAUAGUUCCUUUUUAACAACUGAUACCAUAUAAACAUAGAAGUUAUUAGAAAGCACUUGUUUGGAAAAAUGGCACUAUGAUUUGAGAAAGUCUGAUGAAACCGUCAUGUUUGUCAUUCUUACCUGAAAUAACUUAUUUGUACGCCUACCUACAUCUGCACACAUUCCAAAAGUUGUACAACCCUUGACAUCAACCGUAAAAUGGAUAUGACUGCAUCUUCUCAACCAUUCUGCUAAUGCAGUGCGACACAGCAGUGGUUUAAAUAUCACUUGCAUUUUUAUUGGCUGUACUGUAUAAUAUUGUUAACUUGAAGUAUCCACCGUUUCAACUUAAUUCCAUGACUGACAUUGCUGUAUAAAUGUUUGAUUAAGUCACUGAUAUGUAUAUUUAUUGUGUACAUUAAUUUAAGCAAGAUUAUGGGAUCUGAAUAUGGCCAAACAGAAAUUAAAUCACACAUACUGAUAAACAGCUCUAACAUGUGACAUUGUUUUAGAGAGAAUGAAUGUCCUUCAAUUCUAUGAGAAAGUUGUAUUGAGAAGAUUUUGGUUUCUUGUACUCUGAAUAAUUCCUCAGAUGUAUUAAUUUAUUUCACAAUGAUUGUUCUGCUACAUGUUUAGAUGUAUCUUUAUGACUGCUGAUUUUCCUGAAUAAAAUUGUAUUUUGCAUA